This is a messenger RNA of Hylaeus anthracinus, 652 nucleotides long. RefSeq lists its product as uncharacterized. NCBI's taxonomy places the organism in Eukaryota, Metazoa, Arthropoda, Insecta, Hymenoptera, Colletidae. The transcript has 2 exons. The record is from RefSeq and is a predicted model, not a curated record. The coding region runs from base 77 to 454 and encodes 125 amino acids.
ACCUAACACCAAAACGUCAGCUAACAUGGCUGAUUGAGUAAAGGUAAUCGGUGACACAGUGUUAUAUAAAUUUAAGAUGGCUUUCUCUGAAGAAAAAUCAUAUGAAGAAAAAUUCUUUUAUUCCGAACCAAAAAAUCAACCAACUAGACAUUAUGGAGCCUAUGCUGCUACACCUGCUUUUACAACCCCUUUAACACCAGCGGAAGGUAGUAUGCACUCAUUUCAAGAUCUGCCACGAUGCAGAGAUUUCGAAUUACGUGCUGUAAAAUGCUUGGAGGCUUAUGGAUGGUACAGACUGAAUGAAAAAUGUGAAUUAUUCAUGAAGGAUAUGUACGAAUGUGUAUUUCGUGCGAAACAAAGCAAACGACUGUAUCUAAUGACCAAGGAACACAAACGUCAAAUAGCAAACGGAGAACGUGAAUAUAUCCCAACUCCACGUGUUGAUUUGCUUUGAAUUAUACGUCAAAGACAUAUCUCUAUUCCUUAGAAGAAUGCAUAGGCAAGUUUAUCGAAUAUGUAUGUUUCUGCGAGAGAAGCAUUAUCUAAGGUAAUUUUUCGAAUUUACUGUUUCGUCGUGAAGUACUUAGAACAUCGAAAGUGUCUAAUUAAAUUGUUAGAUGGAAUGUAACAUACAAGUGGAAAGCAAAACGAA